Messenger RNA from Vicia villosa (hairy vetch), 2371 nucleotides. Its product is annotated as probable serine/threonine-protein kinase At1g54610. Gene Ontology annotation, cellular component: cyclin-dependent protein kinase holoenzyme complex; nucleus. The coding region runs from base 278 to 2026 and encodes 582 amino acids. The record is from RefSeq and is a predicted model, not a curated record. The transcript is spliced from 8 exons. NCBI's taxonomy places the organism in Eukaryota, Viridiplantae, Streptophyta, Magnoliopsida, Fabales, Fabaceae. Gene Ontology annotation, biological process: protein phosphorylation; positive regulation of transcription elongation by RNA polymerase II. Gene Ontology annotation, molecular function: RNA polymerase II CTD heptapeptide repeat kinase activity; ATP binding; cyclin-dependent protein serine/threonine kinase activity.
AAUAGAUUUUGAAGCUUUGACUUCAUGUGAGAGAGAGAGAGUACGAAGAUCUCAUUCUCAUCCUUCUUCGCACCAUAUUCUUUCUCUUUGUCUCCAACUCUGAAAAAGACUGCUCAAAACCACCAAACAUCACCACAACACAACACAACUAUCUCGUAUUCGUAGAAUUUCCAUCUUCAAUUACUGUUGUUACUACUGUUAAUUUCGUGAUUGAGCAUUUGGAUUACGUAGGUGAAGUGAAUCAUGUCGAGGAAAUGAAGCUUGGAUUUGAGGAGAAAUGGGUUGUGUGAUUAGCCGAGAAGUGGAAUCGGGUAUUGUUUCGGAGGUGAGGGAGGAGAAUAAUUUGAGAGUUGAGUCGAGUAGGAAGGUUGAAGAAGUGUCGACGAGUAGAGGUGAUGGGAAUGUGGUUGAGGUUCAUGUGAAGAAGGUUAAGGAGAAGGAAGAGAAGAGUGAGGGCGAUGGGAUUCAGCGGGCAAAGGGUGAAAGAAGAAGAUCGAAGCCAAAUCCAAGGUUAAGUAACCUGCCGAAGCAUUUGCAGGGGGAGCAAGUGGCAGCUGGAUGGCCGUCUUGGCUUACAGCGGUUUGUGGGGAAGCUCUUAAUGGGUGGAUUCCGCGAAAGGCUGAUACAUUUGAGAAAAUAGAUAAGAUCGGUCAAGGAACAUAUAGUAAUGUUUAUAAAGCUAAAGAUACGUUAACGGGUAAGAUUGUUGCAUUGAAAAAGGUUCGAUUUGACAAUUUGGAACCUGAGAGUGUAAAAUUCAUGGCUAGAGAGAUCCUUAUACUGCGAAGAUUGGAUCAUCCCAAUGUUAUAAAGUUAGAAGGUUUAGUUACAUCUAGAAUGUCCUGGAGUUUGUAUCUGGUGUUUGAUUACAUGGUACAUGAUUUAGCUGGACUUGCCGCAAGCCCUGACAUCAAGUUUACAGAGCCUCAGGUAAAAUGUUACAUGCAUCAACUGCUAUCAGGACUUGAGCACUGUCAUAAUCGGCAUGUACUUCACCGCGAUAUUAAAGGAUCAAAUCUUCUGAUUGACAGCGAAGGAGUACUCAAGAUUGCCGACUUUGGACUUGCAUCUUUCUUUGAUCCAAACCGCAGGCAUCCAAUGACUAAUCGUGUGGUUACCCUUUGGUACCGGCCUCCUGAGUUGCUUCUGGGUGCCACCGAUUAUGGUGUGGGUGUGGAUCUCUGGAGUGCUGGUUGCAUUUUAGGAGAGUUAUUGUACGGGAAACCAAUUAUGCCCGGUCGUACAGAGGUGGAACAACUGCAUAAGAUAUACAAGCUUUGUGGUUCACCUUCUGAAGAGUAUUGGAAGAAGUCAAAGUUGCCCAAUGCUACCUUGUUUAAACCUCGAGAGCCAUACAGAAGAAGCAUAAGAGAUAUUUUUAAAGAAUUUCCACCUUCUGCUCUGCCCCUCGUGGAUACACUUCUUGCAAUCGAUCCGGUAGAACGGAAGAGUGCCUCAGAUGCUCUGAGAAGUGAGUUCUUUACCACAGAACCUUAUGCUUGUGAUCCUUCUAGUCUUCCAAAUUAUCCUCCGACCAAGGAAAUGGAUGUUAAACGCCGCGAUGAUGAAGCAAGAAGAUCAAGAGCUGCUGCCAAAGCUCGAGUUGAAGGGGGAAAGAAGCAUCAUCGGACACGUGAUCGUGCUGUAAAAGCUGCUCCUGAAGCCAAUGCUGAGCUUCAACACAAUAUUGAUAGAAGGCGUCUAAUAACUCAUGCUAAUGCUAAGAGCAAGAGUGAAAAGUUUCCUCCACCGCAUGAAGAUGGACAACUCGGAUUUCCUUUGGGAGCUUCAAAUCAUAUUGAUCCAGAUAUAGUUCCUCAUGAUGUCUCUUUGGAUUCAAUGUCAUAUACUUUUUCAAAGGAACCAUUUCAAGCUUGGUCAGGUCCCAUAGGUAAUACUACCGGCAACGGUUUCACAAAGCGGAAGAAAAACACUGCGAAUACUGCCAACGAUGCAUUGGAUUUAUCAAAACCAUAUAAAGGAACCCUCAAGGAUAAGAGUAAAGGAAAGAAAAUCAUAGCUUAAAUAUACUCAUUUUCACAUUCUUAGAGUCGAAUUAUAAAAUCAAUCUCAUUUUUUGGUUUUGGAAUCCAAAUGCUGUUUGAUGCACUUCUAAAAACAUGUCAUCCUUGCUUCCUAAGCGAAGUUAAUUCCUUAUCAAGGUGUAAACCAUUUCCCCCCAUUUUUAAACCUUCAUUUUUUUUCUUCAUAGCUUUCAUUUUUGGUUUUCAUUUAGAUAAGAAUUUUUUUGAGAGAGGUGGAGUCUGUUGGUAUGAUAGAUAAUUACUGUGAUGUACAUUGUGAUUUUUUGUUUUUGUACUCUCAUGUCAAUAUCUGAAAUCUGUUUAAUUUGUUGAGAAUUGCAAUAAA